AUGCCCUCACUACCAACAACAUCAUCCUCAGCUUCACGCACGCGUACCCGUCCCCGUCCUCGUCCUCGCAACAGCAAUGACCACUCGCACUGGACGACGACCCUCCUCGACCCCUGGCGUCGGACGCUGCACUCGCUCAUACGGGUACGCCGAUCCUCCGACCUCACCCGUCUCAUCUGGAAGUCCUACUCGAUCGACCCGCGGUUGCCCGUCCGUGUCCGUCCAAUGAUGGCCCUUCUCACAGCCUCCAGUCUGCUCGUGCUCGCUGCACUCGGCUUCCACCCCACGUUGGCGUCCAAGAUCACCCCUCCCGUACCCUUCUCGGACAAGCUGCUGCAUUUCGUGAGGAGAUAGGAACGAUCAGUUACUUUUUGCAUCGUCCUGGGACUGAACUCCGACGAUGUCUCCCACAGGUCUGCUUCACUGCCGCCUCGGCGCAGUUCUAUGCGAUCUGGAAUGUCGAUCAAGCCGUGAGAACUUACUGGCAUUGGAAGCACUGGAACGAACUCGUGUCUAUCCUCGUGUGUGGGAUAUGUGCGUGUCCGCAUGGCUUGGUGCCCGCGUGUCAACUCCCUCUUGGAUUCACGCGGACUGACACCGGUAUCGUAACUCUCCUCCCUCGACUCGCAGGGGGCAGCAUCGGUAGCGAGUUCGUUCAGUCUUUACUACCGUACAAAACGGUGCGUUCUACUCAAUCUCAAUCUCAAGCGCAAGAUCUGAUCCAACCCCAGUCAAAUUGCGACAUUGAUUCCUAUUCCUCCUUCCUUUCCUGUGCUGUGCUGUGCAACGAACCCAACCCCCUACUCCCAUCUUCGGCCACACCCAGUUCCAAUGGGGUGACGUAGUCGUAAGCCUUUCCCUUCCCUCCCAUCCCCACGAUCCCCUCGAUCCUCCUCACCCCAAACUCACCCUCUCACUCCCCUUCCUACCACCAGGCCAACAUCCUCGGCACGACCCUAGGCAUCACCCUCUCCCGAUCCUGGACCCGUCACCGCGAAAGGGCCCAACAACUUCGACGCUUGUACCAACCUCUACACCUCGAACAGAGUGAUGAUGCCCUUGACGACGAAGAUGACGGAGACGAUGGGUCGAGUCUUGCGUCUUCGAUUGCGGGCGAACGGAUGGAGGAGGAAGGUACGAGAAGGGGGCAAGGGAUGGUGGGGGGUGGGGUGGGGAGUAGGAAGAAGAGGAGUGAGAGUAACCCUUGGGACGACGCGGAGGACACGGGCAGUAUAUUCGGAGUCGGAUUUGAUGGGGAGGAAGAUGGGAAGCGGGAAGGGGAUCAGGGACGGCGAUCAUCGGCCGAGGAAAGGGAGGAGGGACGGCAUUGA
This is a messenger RNA of Microbotryum saponariae, 1331 nucleotides long. The record is from the annotation of a GenBank genome assembly. NCBI's taxonomy places the organism in Eukaryota, Fungi, Basidiomycota, Microbotryomycetes, Microbotryales, Microbotryaceae.